This is a messenger RNA of Mercenaria mercenaria, 6023 nucleotides long. Its product is annotated as TBC1 domain family member 15-like. The transcript is spliced from 16 exons. The record is from RefSeq and is a predicted model, not a curated record. Lineage: Eukaryota; Metazoa; Mollusca; Bivalvia; Venerida; Veneridae. Gene Ontology annotation, biological process: activation of GTPase activity. Bases 141 to 2309 code for a protein of 722 amino acids. Gene Ontology annotation, molecular function: GTPase activator activity.
GAUAUAUACAAUAUUAUUAAUAUUACAUUAAAUUAGAUCUACUAGCAAUCAUUUAAAAGUUGUCAAUAAAAUUUGCUGUGAAUAGAUUUAUUAAGUUUUCAGAGUGUGAAAAUAUUAUCUUGUAUAUUUGGGUAAAUUAUAUGUUAAAAAUGCCAAAAGCUCUUAAACUUCAUUUGAAAACUCAUGGAAAUGCUGUUGGUAAAAGGGUAUUGAAUUUAAGGAAAAGAUUGUAUAACCAUUCUGAUGGUUCAAGGGUCUACAGGUCCAGCCCUUCUCACAGUUUGGAUGGAGUGACUCUGUAUGAGAAGGAUGGUGUUUACAUACACAUCAAUGUAAAUACACACACAUCAGAUAGAGAUGCCCAUCUACCAGGAAGAAUUUACCUUCUUCAAAAGGAAGAAGGAACAUUUAUUGAAUGGAAGGCAGAAGAAGUAAUGUCUCUCGACAACCACUCCGAGCAGGACUGGGCAAUGAUCAGUUCAGUGGGUUAUCAGCCAGAUAGAGGAUCAGACACAGUUGCUGACCAGAAAGCAGAGAGGAAGCGAUACAACGUCAGUUUUGAUGUACUUGAUCUGAAAAGUUUUAAAAGGAGUGCGCCGAGUCAUGGCUGGGCAUAUAUCAUCUUUAUACUAAAAGACGGAACCACCUACCCUGCUGUACACUUCCAUAAUGGAGGCAGUAAAGCUUUAUUGAAGGAACUAGAGAAAUUUAUUCACAUUAGGAGAUCGCCACAAGACAGCCGAUUGUUCAUCAUACAGGAUCAUGACCCCGAGGCUCUGUCAAUGUCAUUUGAUGAACUUAACCUCUUCCAAGAUUCACAAGGCGACCUAGUUACAAAAUUCAUCAAGGACCCAUACACAACCACAUUAGGGGGUUUCUCAAAGGUGACCAACUUUCUUAAAGAUGUUUUGAUGCAACCAGAGGUAGAGAACUUACCUCCAUCUAAAGUGGAGGAAAUCCUGAAUGAAGAUAUACCGGGAAUGGAAAUAAACAACCAAGAUGAACCAGGAUAUGAGCUAGUGUCAAAGACGAAGCUUCCUUCGAGACAAGAAGUAAAGAGGGGCUUACCAUUGACCUCCCAGCAGUGGUCAAAACAUAUGGACAAGGAGGGAAGAAUCAUCAAUGUGGAAGAAGUAAAAGACCAAAUCUUUAGAGGGGGUGUAGAAUCUUCUUUGAGAAUAGAUGUUUGGAAAUUUCUGCUUGGUGUAUACGAGUGGGACUCAACUUAUUCAAGUAGAACGAAAACUAGAAAAAGGAAAUUAGACGAUUACUUUCGUAUGAAAUUGCAAUGGACAACCAUAAGGUCAGAUCAGGAAAAAAGAUUUUCACUGUUUAAAGAAAGGAAAUGUCUAAUUGAGAAAGAUGUCACUAGAACAGAUCGUACACAUAAGUUUUUUGAAGGAGAGGGCAAUCCAAACUUGCAAGUGCUGCAUGAUAUCCUGAUGACCUACUGCAUGUACAACUUUGAUCUAGGUUAUGUGCAGGGUAUGAGUGACCUGUUAUCGCCAAUUCUAGUCGUGAUGGAAAACGAGGUAGAUGCUUUCUGGUGCUUUGCUGGAUACAUGGAAAGAGUGUGUGACAACUUCCAGAUGGACCAAGAAGGAAUGAAGACACAACUAGCUCAAAUACACAAACUGAUGCAAUAUACUGAUCCCGAGCUGUGCAAUUAUCUAGAGAGUCAUGAUUCUGGUAACUUCUAUUUCUGCUUCCGUUGGAUACUGAUUCACUUCAAGAGAGAAUUUUCAUUUUCUGAUGCGCAGAGACUUUGGGAGGUUAUAUGGACUGACAAACCAUGUAAAAACUUCCACCUGAUUAUCUGCCUAUCUAUCCUGGACACAGAGAAAACCACGCUGAUGGAGAACAAGUUUGGAUUGACUGAAAUUCUCAAGCAUAUUAAUGAUAUGAGUAUGGCGAUUCACCUGGAGGAGACAUUGAAGAAAGCAGAGGGUAUCUUCCUGCAGCUGAAAAAUGCCAAACACUUGCCAGACGGAGUGAAAGAAAUCCUUGGCUUCCCAACAGCAUCCUUGUCAUCUUCCCCGGCUGGUUCGCGGGGAAGUUCGGGAACAAGUACGCCUGUCAUUCCGCAUACGCCAGCAAAUACUCCGGUAAAUGUUCCGGUUAAUGUUCCGGUUAAUGCAACAUUAACGACUGUCAGUUAUAGUAAAGAAAACAGUGCAAGACUUCAGUUACCAGAAUUUUUAAGAGAAAAUGGAAACAAAUCAAAUAGUGGCAAUGCUUCACCGGAUGAUAGCAGUAUUGAAAUUUUGUCGGACAACUGCAAUUCUGCAACGUCAAAUUUCUACAACUGAGGGCCAAGUAUUCAAUUUGAUAUUGAACAGUGUAAUCUUAUCUGUCAUUUUGGUUUGGCAUGUCAUAAUUUACAGUGCGUUUAAUUAGAGCUAAGCUGUGCUCACUUUCAAAGGCUACUGUGUACCAUUACUGUUAAAGAAAGUGAGAAUACUUUUACAAUGCUGUAUUGCUCAGUGAAACAGAAAAUGCAUAAUGUCUUUAACCUGCUGAAUUUCUAAAAUGGACUAGUCUACCAUUCAGUUUGGGCAGUACCACUUAUUAUAUGAAGGGGUGUUAACUGAAAAUUUCAUGACUGAAUAGCGAACAGUGCAGACCAUAAUCAGUCUGCACUGGCCGCAGAGGUAAAAUCACUUGCCCCCAGCAGGCUAAAGGUUAAAGCCGAUAAGUUAGGGUGGAGGGGGGCAAUGUUGAGUUACUGAUAAUUCUUCUACUGUAAAAUCAGACAUAUUUAUGAGGAAUUCUUGAAAACUGACAGCAAUCCUUUGUAUUGUGCCCUUAAGAGAGAAAGUUACAGGCAAAGAAGCAGAGGACAUUUCAAUACUAAACGUUUACAAAAUUUUACAUUAAAAAUGAUUCUGUGUGAGCCCCUAAAACUUGAAUCACUGAUACAGUUCUUGUUAGGCCAGGAAAAGGACUGCAUUCAGGGUUACUCAAACAACCCUAAAAACGAGUCCCGGAAAAAAAAAUUGAUGUCAGAAGUGAAUUUUAGGGAUAUUUUGGUAACAUUUGUUAAAAUUCAUUUGUUAGGAGUUUGAUUCUAUAUCAUACGUUUUAAUAGUAUUUCUUAAGUCUGUCCCAUUAACUUAGUAUUUAGUUGUUCAAAUUCAUAAUUGUUAUCGGCUUAUUCAAAAAUGUUUGUUGGGAACUCUGCUUCCUGUUCUAUAAAUAGUAACAGGCUUUCCUGUUCUGUAAAUAGUAACAGGAGCAGCCAUGUUGAUCAUGGAGCCUUUAUUUUGACACUCAUCUGUGAUGUAGCUUGUAAAAUAUAAAUGUUAGAUACGUGUGAGGAUGUGUAUAGAUAAAUGUAAAAUUCCUUGAAUGUAAAUAUAUGUGUCUGCUUAAAAAAGAUAAAAAAUCUUGUAGAAUAAAUAAGUUAUUUACUUAAGGCGUAAAAAAAAAAUGUUUGUUUCCGGUAUCCCGACCUACCCUAAAUUUUUGGCCCAACCCUAAAUAUUUUUAUGGCCUUGGAGAAUAUUUUUUUCAACUGCACUUUUUAUGCUUUAAACAUGGUCAGUGAUGUUAGAAAUCAACUUAUUGAUGCUCUAAAGGCAUAACCUUUUUAUUUGUAUUCAUUUUUUGACACAAAAAUAAUUUCCGAAAAGUCUCACUUAAUAAAAAAAAAAAAAUCCCCCACCCCAAAAUUUUUUCGAUCUACCUACCCAAUUUUUUUUGAGCAUGUUACCGGAAACAAAGAAUUUUUUUUAGGCCUAUUAUAAAUAGGUAAAUUCUUUUUUUUUGCCGAUAUGCAAAUUGUUAACACAAUUGAAGCUUUUUCAGUAGACAUGACUGUGUUUUAUUGCACAAGAUAUGAUUGUAUAUUAAAUAAACUUCUAUGAGGAUUUUUUUAUAGUCAGACACAGCUGAUAAAACUUUAUUUAUAAACAGUGAGCUGAAUAAACCUCUGGGUUAGACUUGUCCACAGCAAUGAUGAGAAGUACCAUAUAUAAUCCAAUACAUACCUCUAGGAAAAAGUAUAAAGUUCAUGCAAAUAAUGAAUUUAAAUCUUUAUAUAAGUUGAAGUUUUUUUUUAGUUUUCGUAAAAUGUUUAUUUCAAACACAAAGUCAGUCACAGUACUUGAGUAGUUAAUAGGUUAAACUUUACACCUUCAGGUGAACAAUAAAAAGUUAACAAGGCUCCUCGGAACACAUUAUUUUUUUUAGGAUGAAAGUACAAUAAUGUCAAUAAUUGUUCAUAAAGAUUAACAUUAUUUUAUAUAUUAAGCCAAAGGUACAUGUACAAUGACAUCUACAUCCAAGGAUUAUUGAAUAUGUUUAAAUACUGUUAAAAUGACAGUGUCUUGAAUCUUGAUAUUUAUGUGAAAAUUAUACUGAUAAAAUAAAAUCAUCAUGUAUACAUGGCGUACACGUGUCACAUAUCUGUUGCUCUGUUUGAACUAGUAAAACUGUUGUUUUAAUAUAAAUAUAUUCUGUAAUUAUUUUCAUAGAAAAGUGCUAUAUAUAUAUUUUGUUGAAAAUAAAUUGUUCUGUAUCAUGAAGUUUUUCUAUCAUUUACAUAUGAGCCAUGCCAUGAGAAAACCAACAUAGUGGGUGUGCGACCAGCAUGGAUCCAGACCAGCCUGCGCAUCCGCGCAGUCUGGUCAGGCUCCAUGCUGUUCGCUUUUAAAGCCUACUGCAAUUAGAGAAACCAUUAGCGAACAGCAUGGAUCCUGACCAGACUGCGCGGAUGCGCAGGCUGGUCUGGAUCCAUGCUGGUCGCAAACCCACUAUGUUGGUUUUCUCAUGGCACGGCUCAUAUAAGCUGACUUGCAUACAUCCCUAUUGUUCAUGUUUGUAACUAGUUUGUGGGUACCAUGCUUAUAUAACAUAUGCUACUGAAUCUUAUAAGUGCCAUCAUGUUUUGCUUUUUGAAAUUCAAAUUCAGAAUUUGGUUUUGCAUGGUCUAAUUCCAUAAAAUAAGCAAAAAAUAAUAUAAAAUUCCAUUUUCAAUUUUCACUUUAAUGCAGUGAGGUUACGUAUUAAUUUUCACUGGGGACUACUUUUUGUGCAUUUCAUGGUUGUGUCAGUCCAAGACAUAUGAUAUUAACAAAAAAAAAAUACAAUUCCCAUUUAAUGAGUUUUUAAUAGUUAAAAUCGGCAAAUUCAUGCCCCAGCGAAAUAGCUUUUUUGCUGGAAUUUGAUGCCUGAAAACAAAUGAUUUCACAGUAUUAAAAGAAAAAUACAGCUUAUCUGUAUAUUGUGAAAAAAUAACGUGUCAUUAAUGUCAUACAGUUAAUAAAACCAUAUGUUUGUCAAUGUUUUUUUCUGUAGUCAGUUCUGUUAUGGUUUUGUUAUUCUUAAAGACUAAUUAUUAAAGACAUAUAUGUUAAGUUCCAAUAAAACGUCAGCUUUAGUAAAAUUUAUUGCACAUCUCCUGAAACAGCAGCAUGUUCUGGCUUAACGUCAUCAAAAAAUGUAUAUCAUUAAAAGUUCAGUAUAUGACUGUGGUGUGUGGUGUCUUUUGGCUAUUCAGAUUCCUUCUAGCCACAAUGACACACCAAGUAUCACAAUUGCCCUUGGGUCAUUGGGUCAUUAUUAAACUAGAUGUGCCAUUUUGACAAGAUUGUGUAGUCUGUUGUUCAUCUCUUUAUAAAAGCAGCUGUAGAGUGGGCAAAUUUUUUUAGCUUUAAGAUAGUAGACCCGUAGUGACAGUCGACAGUUUCCGUUCAUUUACGGAUUGUCCGUAUGCAAUUUCCGCAUUUUCCAAUUGUUAUGAUAAUAAAUUUUCUGUAAUGACCAAAGGAUGCCAAAUUGCUUAGGGAGGAUACUCAGUUGCACAGAAGUUACGGAUUAUCAUUACGGGGCCAUUACGGGUACCUUAAAUCUUUUUAAAGGCACAGGCAAGAAAAUGCACAGCUGAUCAUUAUCUAGUUAAGUGUGUCUUUCUUGUAAAUAGUACUGAGAUGUAUAUUUACGUGAUAAAAUAUGUAAAAUGUUGCAAAACCAGUGAUGUAUAGUAUGUAUAUUAAUGAAUAUAAUUAUUUAUCGCUGACAGA